UCCUCAAAAUCUCUCCCAUCCGCUAUUUGAUGAUGGAGCUUCUUUGAGCGCCUAAAACGGAUGACAGCUCGUUAUUGAACUAACAAAUGCGCCAGAAGUGAGCGAACCUCUGUAGAUUAACAGUGAAAGCGGUCCGGGAAGGCGCAGACAUGUCGGCGAGCGCUGUUUAUGUGUUGGAUCUGAAGGGGAAGGUGCUGAUCUGUCGUAAUUACCGCGGGGAUGUGGACAUGUCCGAGAUCGAGCAUUUCAUGACCCUGCUGAUGGACAAGGAGGAGGAGGGAACGCUCUCGCCCAUCCUGGCUCACGGGGGAGUUCGCUUCAUGUGGAUCAAACACAACAACCUGUACCUUGUUGCAACGUCUAAGAAAAAUGCUUGCGUCUCGCUGGUUUUCUCCUUCCUCUACAAAAUCGUUCAGGUUUUCUCCGAAUACUUCAAGGAGCUGGAGGAGGAGAGCAUCAGAGAUAAUUUCGUCAUAAUCUACGAGCUGCUGGAUGAACUCAUGGACUUUGGAUACCCGCAAACUACUGACAGCAAGAUCCUUCAGGAGUACAUCACGCAGGAAGGUCACAAGCUGGACACGGGCGCCCCGCGGCCCCCCGCCACGGUCACCAACGCCGUCUCCUGGAGGUCAGAGGGCAUCAAGUACAGGAAGAACGAGGUCUUCCUGGACGUCAUCGAGUCGGUCAACCUCCUGGUCAGCGCGAACGGUAACGUCCUUCGCAGUGAGAUCGUUGGCUCCAUUAAGAUGAGAGUGUUCCUCUCAGGAAUGCCGGAGCUGCGUCUGGGUCUGAACGACAAGGUUCUGUUUGAGAACACCGGCCGCGGAAAGAGUAAGUCGGUGGAGCUGGAGGACGUCAAGUUUCAUCAGUGUGUGCGUCUGUCUCGAUUUGAGAACGAUCGAACUAUCUCCUUCAUCCCUCCGGACGGAGAGUUUGAGCUGAUGUCCUACCGCCUCAACACGCAUGUGAAGCCGCUGAUCUGGAUCGAGUCUGUGAUUGAGAAGCAUUCACACAGCAGAAUCGAGUACAUGAUCAAAGCCAAGUCUCAGUUCAAGCGGCGCUCCACUGCCAACAACGUGGAGAUUCAUAUUCCGGUCCCGACCGACGCAGACUCGCCCAAGUUUAAGACCACGGUGGGCAGCGUGAAGUGGGUCCCGGAGAACAGCGAGAUCGUUUGGUCCAUCAAGUCUUUCCCUGGAGGUAAGGAGUAUCUGAUGAGGGCUCACUUUGGACUCCCCAGCGUCGAGGCGGAGGACAAGGAGGGAAAACCACCAAUCAGUGUGAAGUUUGAGAUUCCCUAUUUCACCACCUCUGGAAUACAGGUGCGUUACCUGAAGAUCAUCGAGAAGAGCGGCUAUCAGGCUCUGCCGUGGGUGAGAUACAUCACCCAGAACGGAGACUAUCAGCUGCGGACUCAGUAAACGUGAAGAAUUAGCCUGGAGGAUCAUGGGAAGCGUCUCUGUCUGUCUCUCUCUGCUGUAUGUAGAGACCCCGCACUCAUCUGCAGUAUUCACCGCACACCAGCGCUUCGAAUCCAUUCAGACCGAUACAACUCGCCUGUGGAUUUCAACUGAAUCUUUCACACCCUGCGAUUCAGAUUCUGUCCAAAUGCUCCUAUACUGAAUCUCCAGAACAUGCGAACCUUAUAAAUCUUCACUUGGAGGAAUCGUGUGAACCUUUACUUGGAGGAAUUGGAUAAAUCUUUACUUAAUAGAAUCAUACGAAUCUUUAAAUCAUACGAAUCUUUACUUUGAAUCAUGCAGAUCUUCUUAGAAUCGUAUACUUGGAAGAAUCAUAUUAGUUUGGUUAUUAAAACCAUAUGAUUCUUUACUCAUAAGACUUUACUUUCGAUUCAUUCAGAUUCCUAUAUUGUCACAAUGAAUCACAUUCCUUUCUAAUUCUCGUUGAUUCUUUUGAUUUUGUUGAGAUAUGAGAGGAUUUCAAAGAUUCAUACAUGCCGAUUCAUUCGCAGCGAAUCGUUUCCUGGCCGUUCCUCAUGCUUUAACUGGCGUACUGCAGAUGUGUGUGUGUCGGUGUGUGUGUGUGUGUGUGUGUGUGUGUGUGUUUGACAGUAAACUGGAGUCACGUUCCUUUACAUUCAUGCAAACGUAGCGCAGUCUUUAUCCAGCGGUACCACGUUGAAUCUCGGCGGAGGAAGUGUUCGUAAGAGUCACAUUUCAAACGCUUUCACGCUGUAGACGCUUCAUGUUUUUGCGGCUGUCUAUCAGAUGAAUAUGAUGCUGCGUCUUACAUCGUACGUCUGUUACAUCGAUUCAAAAGUCAAAAAAGGUCAGCCGAAUCGUCUCUUACUGAAUCGUUUGUAUUUGUAGGUCAUUCGGUUCAGUGCUUCGUGUCAGGGACGUCCUCAGAUAUAGGUUAUUAAUAUUCAGUAUUUUUUUUUUUGAAGUCAUUCCUUUUAGUUUUUGUAUUUGAUAGUUUAUUUAUAGUUUGUUGUAAUUCAGUAUUAUCGGCUGCAGUACCUCAUGAGUUUACUACGCUGCUAAAAUGCAGAAUUACACUCGACUGAAACUGUUCGACACGCAACUCAAAGCUAAAGUCAACCGUGGUGCCAUUUUAAAAAUAGUUCGUUUUUGUUUUUUGAUUAAUUUGUUGAUUCGCGUCGUUUCAUUUGCCUUCGAAGGAUGGAAUGUAAAGGUUACCGUGUUUACUGUGGUACGGCCUGCGGUGGAGAUGAAAUGAGACGUAAUUGCAUUCCUCUUGAAAUGUUCCUGAAUCUCACUCAAAUAAUUGACCUCUCUCUGUUCACCUCAUCAAUAAAGUACCUGUUUCAAAAAGA
Messenger RNA from Puntigrus tetrazona (Sumatra barb), 2797 nucleotides. RefSeq names its product adaptor related protein complex 1 subunit mu 1 (gene ap1m1). Gene Ontology annotation, cellular component: clathrin adaptor complex; clathrin-coated vesicle. Gene Ontology annotation, molecular function: clathrin-cargo adaptor activity. Lineage: Eukaryota; Metazoa; Chordata; Actinopteri; Cypriniformes; Cyprinidae. The transcript has 12 exons. The record is from RefSeq and is a predicted model, not a curated record. Bases 150 to 1421 code for a protein of 423 amino acids. Gene Ontology annotation, biological process: vesicle-mediated transport; intracellular protein transport.